GUCACCGUUGCCACGGCAACGGCACGCGCACGUGACCCCUAUCGUCACCUGCACGUGGAACGCCGUUCUUGGCCAUCCUCCACCGCAGCUGCGCAUCUCGGUAACCGUCAUUUGGGCGAGGGUGACAGACGACAGAAAUCUUUGCGUCGUUCGUCCUCAGUGAGCGUCGUCUGCGAAGAAAACAUGGCGGAGCUCUACGCAUUUUUCGAGGAUGUUGGCGUGCGUGAGGACGAAAUAACACGCGUAUUUCGUUCUAACAGUGACGCAUUCACUGUCCUGUCAGACGAUGCGUUCAUCAGGCACUUCCGGCUUUCUAAAGAAGCAGAUCGAGAAGUCUGCGAUGCCGUCAGGGAAGACUUGAAACGACCGCAGCAGUGGCGAUCCACCACGCUUACCGUCGAACAAAGGGUGCUCAUGGCACUGCGUUUCUACGGGACCGGGGCCUUUCUUGGUAAUAUAGCUCAUGAAGAAUAUUUCACCACGACCAAGGGCCCUGUCUCGGAGUCUCUACACGCCGUCAGCCUGGCUGUGAUAAAACAUCUCGCACCCAAGUACCUGCGCUUCCCACAAACACCGGAGGAGAAGCUGGCCGUGAAACGUGGGUUCUACGACGUUGCAGGCCUGCCUGGAUGCCUUGGUGCAGUCGACGGCACAGCGGUCGCAAUCAUAGCACCCAGCACCAAGGAUCCACGUUUCACUGAUGGCAAUUAUUACAGCCACAAGGGGUACCAUGCACUGAACGUGCUGGGGAUUUGCGAUGCUAAUCGCAGAAUCCUCCGCCUAAAUGCACGCUAUCCGGGGAGCUGUCACGACGCUGCUGUCUGGUCAAUGUGCAGGAUACGGCAGAGGGCUUCAGUCCUGUUCGACCAAGGGGGGUGGCUGCUGGGAGAUCUUGGCUACCCCCUUGAGCCAUGGUUGAUGACUCCAUUCCGGGCUCCGGCAUCAGACAAAGAAGUGGCAUAUAAUGCAGCUCACAGCAGGACUAGGGUUCGAAUCGAGCAAUGCUUCGGAGUGCUGAAAAUGCGAUUCCGGUGCCUGCAAAGGUACCGCACCCUUCACUUUGCACCAGACAGAGCCUGCAAUAUCAUCACUGCUUGUGCUGUGCUACACAAUAUGUGCAUUUCAUACCAUUUGCCUGAGCCUGCAGAGGAGCCUGAACCGGCAGCUACAGAACAUGACAGUGCCACAGUUACAGUGACUGAGGACGAACCCAGCGAGGAGGGUGAACCCAUCAGUCGAAAUGACUCCUUCAUAUCACAGGCAAUGCGCGUACGUGAGACAAUUGUCAACAGGUACUUCUAGCAGCCUGUCAAGAAAUGUAUAUACAUCAUCACAACUGCUUUGUCGUUUGUGCAUCACCUUUAAUUGUUAGUGUAUGCUUUGAGAGCAGUAAGUCUUUUUUCACACUUUACAGCCUCUCCAUUUUCGUUUGAUUUUUGCAACUAUGGUUGUCACAAAACGUUAGAAAGCCGUCUGUUUGUUUCGCUAACAUGCCGUUC
Molecule: messenger RNA, 1499 nt
Organism: Ornithodoros turicata
Lineage: Eukaryota; Metazoa; Arthropoda; Arachnida; Ixodida; Argasidae
Product: putative nuclease HARBI1
Exons: 5
Coding region: 184-1302 (372 amino acids)
Source: RefSeq, a predicted model, not a curated record